GGGAAAGUACUAGCCUGAGUGCGAAUGCCCCUUCCCCAAAGUGAUAUAACGCUUGCACCCGCUCCCACCUUUUUUUCCCAGUAAAUCACCAUGAAGUCUUACUAAAGUAGUGAAUCUGCAAACCGAACCUUGGGAAUCGUAUACAACACCAUCCAUAUCUGGCUCUACAACAACAGCCAUCACCGAAAACGGCACCGUACAAACUUAGCAAGCAACCUUUCGACAGCAUCACUAUCAGCAUUUGUCUUCCUGCCGCUGCGUCCUCCGAAUAACUCGUUACCUCGCCGCCACCUCGAUGACCAGAGCCAUGGGCGGCCAAUUUACACCGUACGAUCCAGCCAGAUGCGAGCACUACGCCCACUUCGCUGCACGAUUAGACCGAGUCCAUUUCGACGCGCUGUAUUGGGUGUUUUUCUUUAGUAUAAUCGCUGUGUUAUUUCUGGCGUCAUGGAUCUAUCAAUGGACCAUGCUCUAUAAGGAGAAGCCUGAUUUCAACGAAGCAAUAUUCCGCAAGAAGCUCAAGUUGGCCAUGGCCUAUUGCUCCAGCCUGUUUUUGAUCGCCGCGGUUAUGUUGGUCAUAGAAGUAUUUGCCCUCCUGGCUCUUCAGUUCUGCGAUGGCGAGGAUCUCAUGUCACUCUACUGGUCCACUUGGGCUAUGUUGCAGCUGGGAUCCGAGAUUGCCAUCUUGGGUAUCGUAUUGGCGCUGUGGCAUCAGAUUUGCGACAUUCGUCAUCCGCUGUGGGCACUUGCUUUAGGCACACCGGUUCUCGUGGUCGCCGGAUUCGGACACGUCAUCGCUGUCUGCGUGGAAUCUAUUUGGAAGAAGGCCAAGGAAAAGAGAAAGGGCUCGGUUGCUACUCGGAAACCCACUAGGGCGCCAAACGAGAAGGAGCCACACUCUUCUGCGUAA
Messenger RNA from Pseudomassariella vexata, 910 nucleotides. RefSeq lists its product as uncharacterized. The transcript is spliced from 3 exons. The coding region runs from base 296 to 910 and encodes 204 amino acids. The record is from RefSeq and is a predicted model, not a curated record. NCBI's taxonomy places the organism in Eukaryota, Fungi, Ascomycota, Sordariomycetes, Amphisphaeriales, Pseudomassariaceae.